UGUACAGCUAUUGCACUCUCUGGCAUUUCACGCUCACGCGCCGUUUAUCCGCGAACAUAGACACAAUGUGUUGCUAUCGUCAACAUCAUCACUUCGCAGUGCUUUCCGAAAUCCGCAACUCAGUUUAGCGGUAUUCGCGAUCGUGGCAACAAGAGCCAAUUUCAUUUUCUCCAUAGUGGCAAUUUUCUUUGGGUAACGCGGAACUCGACGCACACUUUUGACCCUAAAAUCUACAGCAGCCAUUUUCGUUUCUGGCCGAAUUGUGGUCACCAGUGUUUCUAAAAGGUUAAUAAUUUUGAAUUAUAAUCAGCCGCAAUGGAGAACAAUGGACCAUCAGCUGGUUCGUACAACAACUUCCGUGUCCUAUAUUUGAUCACGCAAAUGGUCGGAGCAGCUAUAGUGAUUAUGGUAGGAUCUUGGAUUGGCGCUCAUCUUGGUGGUCUCGCGUGGACCUCGCGGCCAUCGGUGCAAUUCAAUUGGCAUCCACUGCUGAUGACCAUGGGCAUGAUCUUUCUGUACGGAAACUCAAUUCUUAUCUAUCGAGGAUUUCGCUAUGCACGCAAAAAGCCCUUGAAAAUCACUCAUGCCGUCAUUCAUGGAUUGGCGUUUAUUUUUACCGUUAUCGCAUUGGUGGCUGCCUUCGAUUCACACAACUUGGCCAGUCCCCCACGACCGAAUAUGUACACGCUACACUCGUGGGUUGGAAUGGCAGCUGUGGUUAUCUUUAGUCUUCAGUACGUUUUUGGAUUUGUAUCCUACCUAUUCCCUGGAGUUCGAGACACCCUACGAGCUGCCUACAUGCCUAUACACGUGUUCUUCGGAGUGCUGGGCUUCAUACUAGCCAUCGCAGCUUCUCUUCUUGGACUGCUGGAAAAAGCAAUUUUCUCGAUGCCCAAUUAUGCGCAGCUGCCAGCCCAAGCCGUUUUAAUGAAUACUAUUGGUCUACUUAUGGUCGUUUAUGGUAGCCUCGUAGUGUUCCUGGUUACCGAACCAAUGUACAAACGUAAACCAUUGCCAGAGGACGUGAUGUUAUUGACGCACAGUGCAUCUUCUCAAUAGAAGAUAGAAGAGAAGAAGAAGAAAACAACUCCCGAAUAAGCUACAGUUAUCUGAACAGUGGUGUCUAUAUUAUCUACAACACGAGGGUACUUAUGAGUGCUAAAGUAUUUUUCAUUGUUACCAGUCAUCCCAUAAAAACUAUGAAUAGCUCAAAAUAUUACUUAUAGUAAAUAUGUUUUUAUGAUCCUCAUUGUAAAUUAUACUCUUAUACGCCUACAAA
This is a messenger RNA of Wyeomyia smithii (pitcher-plant mosquito), 1279 nucleotides long. Its product is annotated as plasma membrane ascorbate-dependent reductase CYBRD1. Bases 316 to 1059 code for a protein of 247 amino acids. The transcript is spliced from 5 exons. The record is from RefSeq and is a predicted model, not a curated record. Lineage: Eukaryota; Metazoa; Arthropoda; Insecta; Diptera; Culicidae. Gene Ontology annotation, molecular function: oxidoreductase activity.